GGCUAUUUUUCAUUCGGUGGUAACAGUCUGAUUCUUUGGCGCUUUUAAACCGACUUUCCCUGAAGGGGAAGAUACAGACAAAGCCCAAACCCUAAUCUGGAAAAAAACAGCAACGGUUCUGAGAAAAUUUCAUUUCAUUUUCCUCGACUUUCCUUCGCUCUCCUUAAACUCAUCUCAAUGGCGACUGAAUCGGCAGAUUCGUACAUUGGGAGCCUCAUAAGCCUAAUUUCCAAGUACGAAAUACGUUACGAAGGGGUUCUCUACUUCCUCAGCGUCCAAGACUCCUCCAUUGGCCUCAAAAACGUUAGGUCAUAUGGAACAGAGGGGCGUAAGAAGGAUGGCCCACAAGUUCCUCCAAAUGAUAAGGUUUAUGAAUAUAUUCUGUUUAGAGCAAGUGACAUUAAGGAUUUGCAAGUUAAGUCUCAUCCGCCUGCUCAAAGAGAAGAACAAACUCAUGAUGAUCCUGCUAUUAUACAGUCACACUAUGCUGGGGUGCCUGUAAGUUCUCCACCAUCAGCAUUAGGUGGAGGUAAGAAUUUGGUAGAAACAACUCAUUGGCAGGAUACCCCUGCUUUGACUAGUAGAGGCCAUAUUGGUGUAUUGCCUUCAUAUAGUUCUUCAAUUGAAGUUGGUACAUCAGGACAUUCCUCUUUUACUCAUAUUGCUAGUCCUCCAGCACUUUCUUUUCCGAUGUAUUGGCAAGGAUACAAUGGGGCAUCACUUGAUAUGUCUGAUCAUCCACAUCACCGUAUUCCUUUGCAAUCUCCACAGCCCUAUCAUCCACAUCACCGUAUUCCUUUGCAAUCUCCACAGCCCUUGACAAUGCAGAAUAAGGCUCCUGAAAAUCACGCAUCUAUAGCUGUUGGCUUGGCCACUACAUCAGAAUCUCUGACCCCUAUAAUUUCGUCUUCUACACCAACUUUUGUACAUCCAAACUUUUCUACCUCUGUCCCUCCUGUACAUUUUUCUUCUCUUGAUAUGCCUACGUCCUUGGCUGCACAGGUAUCUUUACCAUCUCAUUCUAUACCUCUAAAUGCUAGCCGACUAACUAUGUCUUCGUUGCCUUCACCUUGCCAAGACUUAGACAUAAUUGAAACACAAAUUGCUACUAAAGCUGUUUCUGAUUCAGUACCUGUUCUACCUGCACAGUCCAUGCCUUAUCCUGGAUUGUUUUCUGUGGGUUCUGAUCAAGGUCCCUUGCUAACACCACCCCCAUCUUUGUUAACUCCUGAUCAAUUGGCACCAUCUAGAUCGCACAUACUUUCUUCCUCACAGAAACUCUACCUUGAUGGAAGGGAUAUCGGCAUUUUGAUGCCAACCUCAUCUGGAUCUUCAUCCUUGAUUCCUCCUGUAACUCGAGCACCAUUAUUGCCGUUGCCCACUUCCCAACAGUCUCCAUACUCAGCUACACCGUAUACUGAGGAGUUUGAUUUUCUAGCCAUGAAUGAGAAGUUUAAGAAAGAUGAAGUAUGGGGUUACCUAGGAAAGGAAAAACAAAGUGACCAAACAGAAAGAGUGGAUAAUAGUGGAACUGGUCAAUGUGUGGAUGUCAAAGAAGGUUCUGGCCAGAUACCCAACACAAAGCCUGCGUAUAACAAGGAUGAUUUCUUUGACACAAUUUCAUGUAAUUCGCUCAACCGUGGAGGAAGGAAUGGACAUAGGUUUUCUGAGAGAAUGAGGCAGGAUACUGAGACAUUUGGAAAUUUCCAGCAGAGAUAUAAUCUUGGCUAUGGUGGUUAUGGUGCUGGACGUGGUGGUAAUUACCGCGGUCCAUAUCAAUGGGGAAGGGGUUAUGGCUACGGCGGGAGGGGACGUGGUGGGAACAUGCCCUUCUAAUGUCAAUUUGUGUUUCAAUGUUCACUCAAGGUCCAUGAUUGCGUGUCUAUGGUUUCUUUUUACCUCAUUCUAGACAUUGAGGACUGAAUCUCAAAGGUAAAUGUUGUGGACAUUUUGAGAUCUUCAUGUAUGUUAGAGGAUUCGGCUGGUUCAUACCGUUUUAGUGCCCAUGAACUGGCCUUUGCUUCCCUUGUUUAAUGCAAAUAUUGUCCAUUAUACAAUCAGUAGAAAGAGAAAUCAAAUGCUGGUGUAGUUUUUACUUCUGCU
Messenger RNA from Prunus avium (sweet cherry), 2103 nucleotides. Its product is annotated as decapping 5-like protein. Gene Ontology annotation, molecular function: mRNA binding. Gene Ontology annotation, biological process: P-body assembly; cytoplasmic stress granule assembly. The record is from RefSeq and is a predicted model, not a curated record. Lineage: Eukaryota; Viridiplantae; Streptophyta; Magnoliopsida; Rosales; Rosaceae. Gene Ontology annotation, cellular component: P-body.